AUGCCGUUCAUCGACAAGUUCCUCAACCUGUUCCGCUACACGAACCCAUCGGUCGACUAUCGUCGCAGCAGCGCUUUUCAGCACAUUGUGUGCGAUGUCGACCCGCGCCAGUCUUGGGAACUGAUCGAAGAGAUCGGCGAUGGCGCCUUUGGAAAGGUACAGAAGGCUCGUCACCGGACAACCGGUGUGCUGUCGGCUGCCAAAGCGAUCGAGUUGAAACAAGACGAUGAACUGAGCGAUUUUCUGGUCGAAAUUGAAAUCCUGACCGAAUGCCACCAUAAAAACGUGGUCGGUUUACACGAGGCGUAUUUCUUCGAGCGCAACCUUUGGAUGAUGCUUGAGUACUGCGGAGCGGGAGCUGUUGACAGCAUCAUGGUAGAGUUGGAAAAACCACUGACAGAGCCGCAGAUCGGUUAUAUCUGUCAUGAAGUAUGCCAAGCGCUGUGCUUCCUGCACAAGAUGCACGUGAUUCACCGUGAUCUUAAAGCGGGUAAUAUAUUGUUGACGGACGAUGGGGAUGUAAAAUUAGCCGACUUCGGUGUUUCUGCGAAAAACAACGAUAGUUUACAGAAGCGGGAUUCUUUCAUUGGCACUCCAUACUGGAUGGCACCCGAAGUGAUGUUCUGUGAAACCUUCAAGGAUAAACCGUAUGAUCAAAAAGCGGAUAUAUGGUCUCUCGGGAUAACGCUAAUAGAGCUUGCUGAAAUGGAACCACCGUACCAUGAAAUUGGACCGAUGCGGGUGCUAAUUAAAAUCCAAAAAUCGGAUCCUCCUAAAUUGGCUGUACCGAAAAAAUGGUCGUUUGCAUUUCACGACUUCCUUCAAAAGUGCCUUGUCAAGAAUCCGAGUGACAGAAGCGCCGCUGUGGAUCUUUUGAACGUUCGUACGGCGUUGUUCAUCUUUGCACUGCAACCUAAAUCGAUCUUUUUGCAGCUCAUCAGCGAACUGGAGGCCGAAGUGAUCGAAGAGCAAGUGGAGGAGUUCGAAGAAGACCGUCGAAGUCGUGACAGCUUGGACUCUGAGGCGAACUCGGAACUCACCACCAGUUCUGAAACUCCUAAUUUGUCCCAUGACAGUAGCAGAAUUGUCAGGCAGUUACUUUACCAAACAAGUACGAAUGGCGAGGACAUCACUGAAUCCACACUCGAUUUGACGGCCGAGUCGACAGAGCAUUUGAACAAAGAAGAAGUCGAAAGUAGUCCGGUGGUUAGCGUGGAAGUUGACAAAGAGACAACUUCGACAUCGGCGACGAUGACACUGGAAAGUGAGGCGGUGGAUACCGUAAUUACCGGCGCCAGCGAGGAAGCGACAGACAAAACAAAUCGAAUGUCUCCUGUCUCUCACCACAGCGGCGACAGCACUCAGAGUUCAGCUGACCGAAUUCUGGACGAUCUGUACGAUGCCCUUAAGAAGGAGGACAGCAGUUCUUCAGUUGCAUCGCGUUUUAUUGGCCAAGAGCCUGCAGAAAAGCCGCCUGCACCUGAAGUUUGCCCGGUCGAAAAUGUGUCGGUUACGGUGGAAGAAAGGUUUCACACGGUAGAUGAAGCCGAUGAAAAAGCAUCUUCAGGGACAGCCUUUCUCAGGUUUACCGUUCCUUUCACUGAUGAGGUUACUGCUGCUGCUGAUGUUCCAGACGCCAAUGUAUGCACGUUCGAAAAUGGAGCAGCAAAACGUGAUGAAGAAAAUGCAGUCAUCCUUCGAAAGAUAUCAUCUGGGGAAAAUGAAUGCAUGGCAAAAGACACUAAAAUCGCGAUAAUUCAGCAACACAGGAAGACAUUGAACGAGAUCAAGUCGGUUUUCGAGAAUCAGUCAGGCGCCACCGAUGGCAGCUUGACAUCAGAGAAGCCUGCUGAAGAAGUUGAUAAGGCACACAAGCGUCGCAGUGUCGCGAACCUUUCGUCAUACCAGAUGUUUACAGCGGCGCUGAACGCGUCGCUCGAGCAACGGCUAAAGGCGAGGGACAACCUGAAGACUAAUUCUCUGCCAGAGGAACAUCGCAGCCGCACACAGAAACCAAUAUUUUCCAGCCUCACUGGCCUGCCGAAGGACGUCGUCUGUGAGUGUCCCCACUCAGGUCCACAGACCACCGCCGUCCCCGGCUCAUCGAACAUUCCAGUCGCUCCCCCUCUGUCGUUCUUUGAACCGCCGCGGGUAAUGGCUGUCAUAAAGCAAAGCACAUCUGAGCAGGCGCUCUCGUCGUCGGGCUUGAAGACUGUUGUUGGCGACUACUGUAGACCAGUGACGCACUCAACCAGCAGUCUCAGGUCGCAGACUCUUUCCGCUUCUUGUCCUUCAAAACCACCGCUGAGUGGCGAACAAGAUCUGCCCGCGCUGCCGCUUUCAUCCGUCUGUCAAAUUCCUACCUCGGUCAUUCACCAUAUUGUGGCUCCUCCAGAACCACCAAUCGAUUACGUGAUGUCGACUGUAAAGCAGCUGUCCAUCAAUGACGCGUUAGAAAAGAGAAUCAUAGAUGUGGCACCCGCUACUCCUGCAGACGAGGGAGAGAAAAUGAAGUCGACCUCACUGAUGAUUUACGAUGAAAGUGUCGAAAAUGACGACGAAGAGCGAAGACCGGUUAUAAUGAACGCUAGUAUUGAAGAGAUCGACAGAACAGGUCCCGUGGUGUCAGAUACCGCUGUUGUUUUGCGGAAGCCUACGGAGGAGCGCCAGAAGAAACUUAGCCCUCUUGUACGAAAGAAUCAACACAGAAGAACAGUAACAAAGAAAACUCGCGUUUACAUGGUAGAAGGUGUGCAGAUGACGUCGACCACGUAUCACGUUAUGGUCGAUGCCGAUUCGCAUUUGUAUAAAGCGAAGGAAGACUUUAAAAUCAAGAAAGCGGAACUUCAAGAGCUGAAACGAAUGCAACGGGAAGAAAAUCGUCAGUGGCAGCGGUUGUUGGUUAAGAUUCAGCUUCAACUCGAUCAGCAAGCGAAGAUGUUUGAGCAGAAUUUGAAGGAGGUGCAACGACACUUUGACAUUGAAUUGGAGAACAUCACAAGAUCACAGAAAAAGCAAAUUGAAGAGAUCGAACGUCAGCAGGAGGACGAAAGCAAAAGUAUGCUGAAGAAGCUGAUCACGACUCAGGAAAAGAACAUUCGCAUGUUCCGCGACGUGAUCAAAACCGAACAAAAGUUGCUCAAGCAAGAAUCAGACAGACGACCUAGUGCCACGCGAAAAAUCUAUUACCGCGAACGUAAAGAAUAUCUGGACGCGCAGCAGAUGGAAAAGGUGAGCUUGCUUUCGAGCAUCGUGUUGGAUCAACUGAUCGGAAGACUUUUUGAGCAGCAAUUACAAGAAGAAAAAGCAACCGCAAUUCAGAAAAUGGAGUGCCAGCACCGCCAACGGAUCGCUAUGUUGGAACGUCAGUUUCUUGACCAGAAGCACGCUAUGAUAAGAGCACGAGAAUCAGCAAUUUGGGACGUCGAAGAGCGGCAUCUUCAAGACAGACAUCAGCUGGAUAAAAAGCUGAGGAAGGACAAGUUUGCGUUACGGCGAAGUCAAAUGAUGGCCAGGCACGACAAGGAGCUGGACCACGUCAAGCGAUUCGCCCAGAGGCGAACUGAAGAACUGUUGCGAAUUAUCACCGCCGAAAAAAAGCGCUUGCCGAAAAACCUACGAUCAGAGGCAAAGACUCGAACUCUGAUCUUCAGGGAAUCGCAGAAAAUUCACAUGGUCGAUUCCAUUGAACUGGCCAAACGGAUCCGAGAAUUCGAGGAUAAGGAAAGCAAACGGGUCAAACAGGAGUUGAAGAAGCAAGAGCUGAAGCACCAAAAGCGCUUCGAACAUCUGCAGGCAAAGAACGAGGUUAUGAUUAAGGAAGUAGAGCAGUCGCAGCACGAAAAGCGAAAAAUGUUACUUGAAGACGAGAACGCUCAACUGAAGCAGUGCGACGACGACUUCAAUGCGGACAUGAAAACCUGGAAAAACAACUUGAAACCAAGGAAACAAGAGCUUGAGGCCCGUUUACGCGAUGAGAUCGACCGCCAGGAACGAUUCUACCAAUCGCCGAUGGAGGUGCAGGGCAACAGUCUCUGUCACAUUGGUGGUAUGCUGUGCAACGGAGCGUCAGCUGGGCCAUUGUAG
Messenger RNA from Soboliphyme baturini, 4086 nucleotides. The record is from the annotation of a GenBank genome assembly. Lineage: Eukaryota; Metazoa; Nematoda; Enoplea; Dioctophymatida; Soboliphymatidae.